UUUCGACGAAGCAGUCAAAUCUGUGUCGUUUUCUUUUGUGAAACAAAGCUUAAUUUGAAUCAAUAAUCAUUCAAAAUGACCGGUCGUGGCAAAGGUGGAAAGGGAUUGGGAAAAGGUGGAGCAAAACGUCAUCGUAAAGUUUUACGUGAUAACAUCCAGGGCAUCACGAAGCCCGCGAUCAGAAGAUUGGCACGUCGUGGAGGAGUGAAACGUAUCUCCGGUCUCAUUUACGAAGAAACCAGAGGUGUCCUGAAGGUAUUCCUCGAAAACGUCAUUCGUGAUGCCGUCACCUACACCGAACACGCAAAACGUAAAACCGUCACCGCCAUGGAUGUCGUUUACGCUUUGAAGCGUCAAGGGCGUACACUUUACGGUUUUGGCGGUUAAGUUUUUUUUAUAACCUAUGUUUUAUCUAUGAGACUACGAGGCGACGACAAUACCGGUAUACCAGCAUUGUUUGGUUUUUAUGUUUCUUCCUCAUCGUUAGUUACAUCAAUCUACUCUCUACUAUUCAUCGCAUUUUAAUUUUCGACGAAAAAAAACGGUUCUUUUCAGAA
Tribolium castaneum (red flour beetle) is the source of this 557-nucleotide messenger RNA. Its product is annotated as histone H4. The record is from RefSeq and is a predicted model, not a curated record. Gene Ontology annotation, molecular function: structural constituent of chromatin; DNA binding; protein heterodimerization activity. The transcript has a single exon. Gene Ontology annotation, cellular component: nucleosome. Lineage: Eukaryota; Metazoa; Arthropoda; Insecta; Coleoptera; Tenebrionidae. The coding region runs from base 76 to 387 and encodes 103 amino acids. Gene Ontology annotation, biological process: nucleosome assembly.